CCUUCAGACCGCUGUUACAUUGUCGACACCAAGCAAGAGAAGGAAAGGUCGGUUACAUUGUAGGCUACGCUAGAAAGAACAUUUUAAUUAUAAAAUAAAUGAUCAAACUAAGAUGAUUGACAGGUUUUUGUAGCCAAGUAGGCUACAAUAUAAAUCGAGAUGGAUCUAGGUUUUUAAAAUAUGAAAUUACGGCUACUACUGGCUUUAUUCGUGUAUGAUUGAUAUUAAGGACAAUUUUAAUUAAAAAGAACUGUAGGGAAACAAAUGGAACACAUCUGACGCACUUACUUGACUUUUAAUGGAUCAUAAUACCGAAUCAUGCGUUGCCUAUAAAUGUUCCUGAAAACACAUGUAAAUAAGCUUUUGUAAAGACCAUUAUAUUUUGUUCCCACCAAAGCGAAAGGAUCCGGACCUCGUGGAAUGGUUUACCCAAAACCAGACGGUCAAAGUGACCUCAGAGCAGUGAAGGAUAAGAUAAAAAAGCAACUGAAAAUACCUGGCUUUAAGCGAUGCCCAAAGACUCCAAAACCUAGCACCAGUAAUGCAGUGGAGAACCCUCCUCCAAAGGAGGUAGUUCUAAGCUUCAUGGAUCACCUGAGUCAGAAAGCCUUGGCAGAGGCCUCCAAGCAUCUGAUCUCUCUGGAGGAGCAGCUCUUCACUCAGAAAAGUGCACAGACUGAGGGGGGGAGUCCGACCAGGAGUGGGGAAGAGGAGGACAAGCUGCAUGCAGACUAUCAAACUCUACUGGUCCAGUUAUGGAUGGCUGUUCAUGACAGCUUCAGUCCCGCGCCUUCAAGAGAACACCUGGAGGUUCUGCGUGGUGCUGUGAUCGCCGUAAUGCAACAGGAAGAGCAAGACCGCCAAUGGGAGGACCGCCCGGAUGGUCUCAGUCCUCCUGAAUGGCGUCCUCUUAGGUGCCGAAGCACCCACAACUCAUUGCUUCAAACGAUGGUGGAGUCACGGUUGAGGAAUGCAACCGUGCAACAAGAUAUUGAAGGUGCAGACAACCUGUCAACAGAUAUGAAGCGGGAGGUGUGUAAGGUGGGGAAAUGCUUGAAGAAAGACCUUCUUGUGGUCGUCAGAGACGUGAAAGACUGCUACCCACAGGAUUUGGAUAUUUGUAAUCUGUACGCACGCAUGUAUCACCGAACCUUCUCCACACAACUAACAGAGCUAGCCCGUUCUGGACUUGAUGUGGAUGACUGUACCUAUCUUCUGUUCUGGAUCAAUGAUUACUAUCCAAACACCAUCUUGCAAGAUAAAGAACUUAAAAUGAACAUCAACAGUGAGUCCAUGGGAAGCCUUGUGCCUGAAGAAGACCAGGCAGUAUUACAGGAACAGUAUCUAGCACACAAAGAGGAUAAAGUAAUAACUUGGUUUAAUGAAGCUCUAAAGAACGAAGUGAAGGAUUGGCAGAAGGGAAAGAUGCCUGAGAUCAUAGAUGGAUACUGUUUCUGCCCCCUUGCCAUAGACAUCAUACAGGUUAGCAACUGUGCUGUGAAAGAAUGCAAGUCUAUUCUGGGCAACAAGAGCAAAGGCCAGAGAAUCCUGUCCAAGCUGGAAAGCUUCUUAAUAAGCUAUAAACACUCUCUGGAUGAGUUUAUGAAAGGAAGACGAGACAACACACAGGCCAUCUUGAAAGCUAACCUGGUUAGCAUCAAGCAAAUCAGGGACUUCAUAAUAGGAGAAGACGACUCAAUGUCAGAGGAGAUAAAAGCAAAAUGUUUGCUUACUUUAAUGUCCAUGAAAGAUUGUGGCAAUGGAUACUUCAUUGGUCCCAUGCAAGAAGAGCUAAAGGUGCAGUAUAAAAGGUUGUGGACUCAUGACUGGCUUACAGGAAGUCAAAAUGUACUGGAAAACAUUCUAGAGGCUCUGUACAAGAACUUGGAAAACUUCACAGAUCUGAAACCUGUCUGUAGAGAGGAACUCCUGGGUAGGCUCCACACAGACGUGAUGGUGGAGUAUGUGAAGAGGAUGAUGAAGAGGAAGAUAAAGUUGAGAAACAGUGAACAGCAGGAGAAUGCAGCCAGGUUACUAAGUGAAGACAACAGAAAACUCAAUAGUUUCUUCAUUGAAGAAUGGGGUUCUAAAGAGAGCUGGCUGAGUGAGAUCCUUCCUAAACUGGCAGAGGUCCUGAGACUACAAGACCCAGGGAGCAUCCAGCUGGAGAUUGUCACACUGGCUGUAGACCACCCUGACCUCAGAACCAGUCAUGUAUCCGCCCUGCUCUCCCUCAAAACCAACUUGUCGGCAGCUGAUACUCGCACCAUCAAAGAAAGCCUGGAGGAGAACCGCCUCUCGCUCACCACAGCCAAUGACAUGCCUCAGUUCUUCUCUAAGGUUCCAGUGAAAUGGAUAAUCAAGAUCAUGUGAGAACCCUCAAUGGAAACCAGAUGUCAUUUAAGCUCUAGUCCUAGAUUCUGAAUGACAUCAGUGUAUUAAACAGGAGAACCAAGUUAGAGAAUCCAUAUUUUAGCCAGCUCAAGAGCUACGGUCGUGAAGAUGGGGCCUUUACUAAACUGCCUUCCGAAUAUACUGAAAUGACUUCCGGAUAUAGUGAAAAUGUUCUUGCACACUUACACUUCCUACUCAUCCUCAUAAAACUUUUGAGUGUUUCAUAUAUGAGCGUGUGAAUGUCUUUUACAUUUACAUUUAUGCAUUUAGCAUACGCUUUUAUCCAAAUCGACUUCCAAGAGAGAGCUUUACAAAAGAGCAUAGGUCACUGAUCAUAACAACGAGAUAGCCCCAAACAUUGCGAGCAGCCAAAACAUGAAGCAUACUUUUCACAUAUGUGGAUGUGAAUUUUCAGUAGUUUGAAUGCGGGCGGGAACUUUUAACAUUUGAAUAAUGAAUGCGUUUCUUAUGUGUCGAUGCGAGCAUUUCACAUAUGGGGAUGUGAGCUUUCAGUAGUAUGAAUGCGUGUGAACGUUUCACAUGUGAAUGUGAAUGCGUUUCAUAUGUGCGGAGUCAGGUGGCUGAGCGGUGAGGGAGUCGGGCUAGUAAUCUGAAGGUUGCCAGUUCGAUUCCCAGCCGUGCCGAAUGACGUUGUGUCCUUGGGCAAGGCACUUCACCCUACUUGCUUCGGGGAGAAUGUCCCUGUACUUACUGCAAGUCGCUCUGGAUAAGAGCGUCUGCUAAAUGACUAAAUGUAAUGUAAAUGUAAAUAUGUGCUUGUGUAAGGUCAGUCUGAAUUCUUUCCUAAACGGCCCCUCAUAUCCAGCCCCUUCCCUAACAUUGACUGUUGGGUAAA
Molecule: messenger RNA, 3250 nt
Organism: Osmerus eperlanus (European smelt)
Lineage: Eukaryota; Metazoa; Chordata; Actinopteri; Osmeriformes; Osmeridae
Gene: tnfaip2a
Product: tumor necrosis factor, alpha-induced protein 2a
Exons: 12
Coding region: 421-2373 (650 amino acids)
Biological process (GO): exocytosis; exocyst localization
Cellular component (GO): exocyst
Molecular function (GO): SNARE binding
Source: RefSeq, a predicted model, not a curated record